Molecule: messenger RNA, 434 nt
Organism: Camelina sativa (false flax)
Lineage: Eukaryota; Viridiplantae; Streptophyta; Magnoliopsida; Brassicales; Brassicaceae
Source: RefSeq, a predicted model, not a curated record
UAUUCAUAUAUACAAGGAUGACUACAGAACUCAAUUUGAAAUUGGGUUUAGCUCCAUAUGAUCCAUGGGUUCUAAAGAAGAAUUUAACCGAGACUGAUCUCCAUCACGGUGGUUCGCUUAUUCUACCGAAGCAAGAAUUUGAAGCAAUACUUCGGGAGAUAGGGCGUGGUUUGGUCGAGAGUUUAGGAAACGGUGUUGAAGUGAAACUACAUAUUAUAGAGGAAGGUCAUGAAUCUGAUGAUUACACAUUAACGCUGGUCAAGGGCAAUGGCAGUUAUAUGUUGACAGGAGGAUGGUACACUAUUGCUAGAGCAAAAGGUUACAAACCAAACGAUGAGAUCGGACUUAUGUGGGAUAAGUGGUCUCGAAGAUUCUUGUUUCACCAUAUUAAGUAGUCCUUCUCUUAUCUUAUUUAUUUUUUUUUUUUUUCUAUU